Messenger RNA from Lingula anatina, 780 nucleotides. RefSeq lists its product as uncharacterized. The record is from RefSeq and is a predicted model, not a curated record. NCBI's taxonomy places the organism in Eukaryota, Metazoa, Brachiopoda, Lingulata, Lingulida, Lingulidae.
CAUGCAGCAUACUGGUGCUCAAGGCUAUAAAAAUGGAAGUUUUCGUCAGCUGGCACAAACCGACCAGAGGCAAGCUUAGAAGAAGUAUAUUUACUGUCCUCCUGAACUAACCCAAGAUGUUAAAGAACCUGUUUAUUCUUGGCUUGGUGAUCACUCCAAUCUUCGCCCAAGCUGGCGGCGGGGGUGGCGGUGGAGGCGGUGGCGGUGGCACCAACGGCGGAUCUGGUUACGGUUUUGGAGCAGGCUUUGGUUUCGGCCAAGGCAAUAGUGCUACCGGUGCCAGCGGCGGCGGCGGCGGCGGCGGCGGUGGUGGAGGUGGCGGAAGCGGUGGCCCCAACGGUGGAUCUGGCUACGGCUCUGGAGGCGGCUUUGGUUUCGGCAGCGGAAAUGGUGCCGGCGGUGGUGGCGGCGGUGGCGGUGGUGGCGGCGGUGGUGGCAGUGGCACCAACGGUGGAUCUGGCUACGGCUCUGGAGCAGGCUUUGGCUUUGGCCAGGGCAAUGGCAGACGCUAAUAUAGCCGUCUAUUUUAAAAGAGGAGAGGCAAAACUGUCACUUAAUGUUGUCGAAAACACGUCUCUUUGACAAGGAUUGAACAAGACAGACAUCGUAAAGCUCUGUAUCGUCAGAAUAAACGACUAUAAAGAUUUUGUGACUUUGACACUAAAAAAGAAACCGUUUGAAAGCGAAGAAGAUUUAUAGGGUGCGCCUCAUAUUGUCUAUCAGUUAAACCAAAAUUAAAUCAGCUGUUACCAAGUCUUAUUCACUGUUAAAUAAACAUUU